AUGUCGUUGGUUUGUGCCACCCUCGCUUUGCCCAUCUUCGUGGCGAUCGACGUCAAGCUAGACCUGGGCGCGAUCCAGGUCGAGGGUUUGCGGAGAGAGGUGACGCUGAAGGAGCUCGGGGUCCACAUUCAGGGCUCCUACCCAGACCUCUGGGCGUGGCUGUUCCGCGGCGAGGACUCGGGGCUCUGGACUUACGCCCUGGCCGCGUGUGCGCUCUUCUGCUGCGGGCUCUGCCUGCUGGUGUUCGGCGCGGCCGUAGUGGUGCGCAUGCCGUACCACGGCCGCGUGCCAACCGCGGCGGACUUGCAGCGCGAGGUGCGGCGUGGUUGGCCGUGCGCCCCCGUGGAGGAGUUGAGGGAGCUGGAGAGCGGUUGA
This is a messenger RNA of Prorocentrum cordatum, 375 nucleotides long. The record is from the annotation of a GenBank genome assembly. NCBI's taxonomy places the organism in Eukaryota, Dinophyceae, Prorocentrales, Prorocentraceae.